AUGCAAAGUAUUGGGCAUGACCUUCGCCGGGGACUGAAUAACUUCUCCUUUGGCAACAACUACAAAAACAUCAACAAAUGGCUGGGUGAACUCAAAAACCUCGAUUCCUCCUACAAAACCCUCGACAAGGAGAUAACUUCGAAUGCAAAACUCAUCUCAGGAUGGGGCUGCAACGAGGGCGACGACCUGACCGAUGUUUGUCAACGCAUGACUCAGCUCAUGGAGGAGGUUGGACUCAUCCAUCAAGCUUACUCAAUUCAUCAUACUGCUUACCGCAAAAAGAUCAAAAGCCUCAAAACUCAGGAAAUGACCCUAGACGAUCAGGAAUUAACGUCUUGUAUUCUUACCUCACUCUUUGUGCCCUCUGUGCCCAACCUUCAAUAUCAUCAGAACCGCAAAAAGAAGCAUGAUCUGACAAACCAGAUCGCCAAGCAUCAAAAAUCGAGCAAGGAAAAUCCUAUCAAGAUGUUGGAACUGCAGAGCGCUUAUGAGCGUGUCUCAGCUGAGUUGCUGGUUCAGGAGCUUGAGUUGCUUCAAUUCAAGCGGGUGACCAUCCAAGAUGCAUUCAACGCCCAGCUUGAUGCCAUGAUCGAGUUUGGUGAAAAGAUGGCGCUUAUUGCAGGCUAUGGUCGUCAGAUCACUAAUGUCAUCGAUGUUGGGCCACAGGAAGCACAUAGGACAGCACUCUACAGCGGAGCGGAAUAUACAGCAGCAGCAAUCAACCAGGUCAAGGUCGCAGUCACCAGCUGGCAGCCUCAGCCCGUGGGUAACCCUAUCCGAUCCCAUGUGGGGCCAUCCCAAGACGAACUCGCAAUGUCUGGAGCUGCGGUUGCCUACAAUAGCAGAACCUCACCCUUGAACAGCUAUGAAGAAUCUCACUCACCUGACGAUGAGCUAAACGACCACGAGUUCCAUGACGGUGUUGCAAUCGACAAGAACUCAGGCUACUGGAAUGAGGUGCAAAUGCUGAAAGCGAACCCCAGUCAGACCAGCCUAAACGACGGUCAUGGAAGCGACUAUGAUAAUUGGAAGCAGGAGCUCCACGGGGCAACGGAUCGAUCUGAUGACUAUAUAUCCCCACCCGCUUCGAACCCAGAUGCGUCGCCGUACAUUCCUUCGCAGCAGAUGAAUCAAUUGCAGGAACAGCAGCGGCAAUUACAGGUGGAGCAGCAACGUGUCCGUCAGCACAGUCAUUCGUCGUAUUCACCCAAGCCUUCGCCCUCCCAACAACACUAUCAAAACGCAGCUUCCUCGGUAGCCACGAGUCUUAGACAUUCCAGCAUGGAUAAUUAUGGUAGUCCAGGAGGAGGAGGAGGAUCAGGACGCCCAUUCACACCUGCGAUGCUGCGGCGAGGCGAUACAGCAGAUCAGUACCCAUCAUCAAGCCCUAGUCCCAGCUAUAGUAGCUACCAGCAGCAACCAGCGUCAUACGAGAGCAGCCUGUCCCCAGCGCCGGCGCGGGGCUACAGACUAGGGUUCGCUGACCCACGGGAACGUAAUAGGACGGAUAAGAUGGACAACUCAGAACUUUACAAGACGGAGUUUCAGCCGACUAUAGCCUCGCGGUUCACUCGGACACCAAUGAUCAUGGACGAGAAAUAG
Messenger RNA from Gamsiella multidivaricata, 1602 nucleotides. RefSeq lists its product as uncharacterized. NCBI's taxonomy places the organism in Eukaryota, Fungi, Mortierellomycota, Mortierellomycetes, Mortierellales, Mortierellaceae. The transcript has 4 exons. Gene Ontology annotation, biological process: negative regulation of protein kinase activity; endocytosis; eisosome assembly. Gene Ontology annotation, cellular component: eisosome filament; plasma membrane. Bases 1 to 1602 code for a protein of 533 amino acids. Gene Ontology annotation, molecular function: lipid binding. The record is from RefSeq and is a predicted model, not a curated record.